AUGUUUUUUAACCUUGUUUCAUUCACUAUAACUACCUUUAUUGCUUAUUCGGCUUUGAAAAAGUUUCAAAAGAAACAACAAAAACAGCAACCAAAUUUAAAUAAUUUUGAAAAACUAUCAACUUUAGGUACUGGAGCGUACGGCCGCGUUCACUUAUGUAAAUAUAAUCAAAAUUAUUACGCGAUGAAGGUGCUUAAAAAAUCAAAAAUUGUUCAAUUUGCUCAAGUCGAGCACACAAUUUCGGAAAAAAAUUUAUUAAGGGAUUUGGAAAAUCCUUUCAUCGUAAAAUUAUUUUGGUCCUUUAAGGAUAAAUAUAAUCUUUAUUUGAUCCAAGAGUACGUUAUAGGUGGUGAAAUAUUUACUCAUUUAAUGAAAGCACAAAAAUUUGAAGUUUCCAUUGCUAGAUUUUAUGCAUCGGAAGUUUUACUAGCACUUGAAUUCUUACAUCAAAAUGGGAUUAUCUAUAGAGAUCUCAAGCCCGAAAAUGUUUUGUUAGAUAUCAACGGGCACGUAAAACUAAUCGAUUUCGGGUUUGCUAAAAGGAUCAACAACGAAAGAGAAUAUGGUUAUGCGGCCGAAUGGUGGGCCUUCGGAAUUUUCAUUUAUGAAAUUUUAUUGGGGACCCCUCCGUUUUGUGGUGAUUCGGUAUUUGAAACGUAUAACUUGAUCAUAAAAGGAAGUCUAAAAUUUCCUAAAAAUUUCAAUCGUGACGCAAAAAUAAUCAUAAAAAAAUUAUUAAGGGUAAAUGAAACUAAAAGAUUAAAUAAUGCCCAAGAUAUUAGAGAAGAAAAAUUUUUUAAUGGAAUUGAUUGGGACAAAAUAUAUAAUAAGGAAAUCGAAGCUCCCAUUCGGCCUUCUGUUCAAAAUUCGGGAGAUACCAAAAAUUAUGGAAAAUAUUCGGAAGAGGAAGAAGUCUUAGAUUCUACUGAGGAGUACAAUGAUCUUUUUGAAGAUUUUUAA
Diversispora eburnea is the source of this 960-nucleotide messenger RNA. The record is from the annotation of a GenBank genome assembly. NCBI's taxonomy places the organism in Eukaryota, Fungi, Glomeromycota, Glomeromycetes, Diversisporales, Diversisporaceae.